Messenger RNA from Chlamydomonas reinhardtii, 1558 nucleotides. RefSeq lists its product as uncharacterized. Gene Ontology annotation, molecular function: DNA binding; protein heterodimerization activity; structural constituent of chromatin. NCBI's taxonomy places the organism in Eukaryota, Viridiplantae, Chlorophyta, Chlorophyceae, Chlamydomonadales, Chlamydomonadaceae. Gene Ontology annotation, cellular component: nucleosome. The record is from RefSeq and is a predicted model, not a curated record. The coding region runs from base 43 to 504 and encodes 153 amino acids. The transcript has a single exon. Gene Ontology annotation, biological process: nucleosome assembly.
UACAGAACUCUCUUUCGCAGCUCGAUACCAGCAAUCACUACCAUGGCCCCCAAGAAGGACGAGAAGCCCGUGACCGCCGAGGCUGGCGCCGAGGCCCCUGCCAAGGCUGAGGCCAAGCCCAAGGCCGAGAAGGCCGCCAAGAAGGCCAAGAAGGAGCCCUCCAAGAAGGCUGCUAAGGAGCCCAAGGGCGAUGGCGAGAAGAAGGACAAGAAGAAGAAGAAGAGCGCUGUGGAGACCUACAAGCUGUACAUCUACAAGGUGCUCAAGCAGGUGCACCCCGACACCGGCAUCAGCAGCAAGGCCAUGUCCAUCAUGAACAGCUUCAUCAACGACAUCUUUGAGAAGGUGGCCACCGAGGCCUCCAAGCUGAGUCGCUACAACAAGAAGCCCACUGUGACCUCCCGCGAGAUUCAGACCGCCGUGCGCCUGGUGCUGCCCGGCGAGCUGGCCAAGCACGCGGUGUCGGAGGGCACCAAGGCCGUGACCAAGUUCACCUCGGGCUAAAUGCGCUCAGAGGCUGGACCGUGUCUUCCACUCUUACAACAAACUCGGUGUUUCUCAACACCACCAUGGCGCGGAGGAUGGGACUUGGGGAUUUGAGGGUUUGGGGCGGGUGGAAACUGCAAGGCAUACGGUACCUCUCCGGGGUGGGGUGGGGUGGGAUGAUACCGAGGGGGCAACCAAUCAAGACGUACUCCUGGUUGUGGUGGGUUCCUGAACUAUCAUGCCCGGGGAGCGGGUAGUAGAGGUCAGCAGCUGCACCGUGCGAAUCCCAGCCUUCCGCUGUAAUCAGACCUGAGUGAAGGGUUUUGGUCUGUUGGGUGGAUGACGGUAGCCAUAUGCAACGGGUACGCCCCCGCGGCCUUGGCAGCACACUUGCCUACCUGCAUGGGCGGAUAGACCCGAAUGUGCACGGUUCGAUAGCCAGGGCCCUGAUGGGAGCCACGUUAAUCAUCUGAGGCUUUUGGGCAGCUAGCCUGGGGCCGUGGGCAUGUGUUGGCGGUGCACGGUGGCGAAGGUCCGGCGCGGUGCUUGGUGCAUUUCACUCGCGCGGCUGGCACGGGGCGUUGGGGUGUUGGAUGGGGGCAGGGCGGAAUUGUACUGGUUGGGGUGGGUUGGAGGACGUAGGUAGGUGGAGGGGGCUGCAGUGCUGGGCACAAAAAGCCUGCUCCUUGCACUGGCGUUCUGAAGCGGUAAGCACGAGCAAGGCAAAAUACGAAAUGACGGUGGGCUGGUCUGGCUGUGAUUGAGCAGGGCAACAUGUGUGGGAAGACCUGUCGGCUCUGACGGCACUGACCAGGGCGCACUAUCCCUUAUGCCUGCUGACUACUCCGACUGCACAUGUGCGGUGCUGUAGGACUGAAGCCUGAAGGUCCGGUCCUGAGCCCACAUCCAUGUGCCCUAUGUGUGUCCAGAACCCACGCCCCCCUGGGACUCAUGCCAAACCCUCUUAACCGCUGCGCCACCAAUUCCGAAACGGUAAUCAACCACAUACUACCACAUGUGUCCCAGGCUUUGCACUGGCGCAUAUCGAGAACGCUUGUAAGACGAAGGCGGU